This is a messenger RNA of Prorocentrum cordatum, 2546 nucleotides long. Lineage: Eukaryota; Dinophyceae; Prorocentrales; Prorocentraceae. The record is from the annotation of a GenBank genome assembly.
CGGGCGGCCGGGGCGCACCGAGCCGCGCGCGCAGGGCCUCGGCCUGCCGCUCGAUGGAGUGGGGCGGCGCGGCCGCCGGGGCCCGGGCGGGGGGCGCGGAGGGGGCCGCCGAGAGCGCGAGGCGGGACACGGUCAUCGUCUUCGACUGGGACGACACCAUCCUCCCCACCUCGUGGCUCGAGGAGGCGGCCGCGGCGGCGGGCGGGCUCGAGAGGCCCGCGGUGCAGCACGUCCUGGCCGCCCUGUGCAGCGCGGCCGGCGAGACCCUGAGGCUCGCCGAGACGCUCGGGAAGGUGAUCUUCAUCACCAACAGCGCGCCAGGAUGGGUGGACCAGUCCUGCCAGCACUUCAUGCCGCAGCUGCUGCAGCAGAUGCGUGGAUAUGACAUUUACGCGAGGCCUACGAGUGUGCCGAUCGACUUCAAGGUCUGCGCCUUCCAGAGGGAGUGCAAGUCGUACAGGAACGUCAUCUCCGUGGGGGACGGUGACGCGGAGCGUGCGGCGAGUCUCCGGCUGAAGGCCGCCAUUGAGCGGAAGGUCGCCUUCGGAGGCAACGGCCAGUCUUCGCGGCUCAUCAAGUCGGUGAAGCUGCUCGACUUCCCCGCUGGCCAGCACUUGAUAGAUCAGCACGCCAUGCUGCAGGCCGAGCUGGCCGAGGUGGUGACUGCGAACAGCUCCCUUGACCUGAGGGUGUGCUGCUCGGGCGCCGGCGGGCCGCGGUCGCCCAGGGCCCGGGGGCGAGAGCGCAGGGCGGGCGCCGGCUGCCGGCUGGUGGCCUUCGCGGCGCCGAGGCCGCCGGCCGCCAUGCGCCCCAGCGCCAGCUGCGGGGCUCUCCCGCCGCUCAGCCGCGGCAGCUCGCGCGCCGACACCGACGUCGCCCUCGGCCGCCUCGCGGGCCCCCCCCACACGGCCGCCGCCGGCGAGGUGGCCGCGGUGGAGGCGUCCUGGAUUCCCAGCGUGGUAGCGGACGCGGAGGGCGGCUCCGCCGUCCGCGUCGUUCGCUCCGCGCAGGGCGGCCCCGCUGUCGAUGCGACUGCCGCGCCGGGCAUCUGCAACAUGCAGGCCGCGGGCCGGGCUCGCGGGAGGUCGUUCGCGCAGGCCUUGGCGAAGAAGCAGCCGCUGGCGGCACUGCCGCCGGGCCUUGGCGGCACGCAGCGGCCGCCCGGCGGGGCCGCCUGCCGCGAGCAGCGGCAGCCGCUGCCCGCGGCCUCGCGCGCCUUCUGACCGCGCGUGCUGCGGUGAGUGAUGCCCACGCCGGAGCCUGGGUCCAGGCCCGAGCCAAGGCCCGGCCCGGACCUGAACCUGAGCCCGAUCCCGGCUUCCUGAUCGGGGUCGCCGUCCCGCCCGCCUGGAGAAAGGAAAGGCAUCCAGAGUGGAGGCCUCCAGGGGCGAUGGCGGCCGUCGUCAGGCACCCUCCGCGGGGCACUGGCACUCGGUGCGGGCGGUAGGGGAACGGAAAGGAUGAGGGGGCGAUGCUGGGGUUCAAGCGCCGCCUCCGUCAGGACCUCUUUUUUUUCAUUUUUCCCGCUUUCAACAGGACCUGCAGCCCUUUCCUACCCGCCCCAGUGGUCGCUCUACCGAAGUGAUCAUACGCUACGCUUGCCGUUGGGCAAUUUUUUGAACACGGCCCUUCAUAUCAUCGGCUGCAGGGCGAUGGACGACGUACGCCCUGUAGGGGCGACGAAAAUCCCGUCGUGCUUGCGUCCUGCGCUGUCUUUUCAUGAUGUGCGAAAUGCCUGGUGUUUUACUCCCUGAUAGUUUGGGGGUCUUUUUGAGUCCAUUGUUGCGCGCACAAGUUAAUGCAGCAUGUGCAGGGCGACCGAACGUAUAUUUGAUCUCCCCCCCUUCUCCUCCCCCAACCUCUCGCAUGGCCUUCUCACAGUUUCUCUACAAAGUAGGGCUUGUAUAUUCCACAAAAUUUUGUUUUCUAGUCCUGUCACUGAGUCGUGAGUUGGCGCGUGGGUUCUGACUGAUUCAGUGCUGGAUUGGAUGAUACGGAUUGGGUAUGGUGCCCGUUCCUGUAGUUUGAGUCGGGGAUGAGCUUUCCUCAUAUUUACCGACACUUUGAACAAAUGGCCAGCCAGAUACAGCUCGCGGGCCCACCACCUGUUUGGGAGCAGUGCCGAUUACAGUGUACAUCGGAGUCGCCGUGUCCUUUUCCAUGGCUUCAACCACUUGGCACAACUUCAGGUUCAAGUGUCGAUUUGUGUGAACUACGCUGUCCUGUCUUGCUGGAGGUCAGGCUUUUGGCCGCUGCUCGAAACGGAUGCGGCAGCAGCAUCAGAACACGUAUUCAUCUCGCGAGAUCCUGUUUUUUGAUGCGGGCGGGCUCCAUUAUGGAAGCUUCCGACCGCUGUGCCCCGUCGUACCUGAUCGUUUUAGCAUGGCCAGCGCUGUCGGAGUACUCCGCCAUAUAAUGCGAAUUGUUCAAUCCGCCUCCAGGUGACUAUCCAUUGCAAAUGGAGACUGGCUGUUUGAUACAGGUUCUUUCUAUGAUCGGGUCUCUGGACGGAUUGUGGCCCCUAGAGAAUGUGCGGAAGGUUCCUG